This is a messenger RNA of Pongo pygmaeus (Bornean orangutan), 3801 nucleotides long. RefSeq names its product protein PMS2CL-like. The record is from RefSeq and is a predicted model, not a curated record. Gene Ontology annotation, cellular component: MutLalpha complex. Gene Ontology annotation, biological process: somatic hypermutation of immunoglobulin genes; mismatch repair. Lineage: Eukaryota; Metazoa; Chordata; Mammalia; Primates; Hominidae. Gene Ontology annotation, molecular function: ATP-dependent DNA damage sensor activity; ATP hydrolysis activity; ATP binding.
CUGCCGCCGCACUGCCCUCGCUUCCUGUGCGUCCUUAGGUCACCGCUUGCUCUAGUUCCCAGGCUUUGGCCUCCAGUGGACGAGAAUCGCGGAGGCUGCGGGGCUGGACGCUGACCGCCCGGCCAGCAACUAGGCGGGCGCGGGGCUGUGCGGGCCAGGAUCUGCCCUGGAGACUCCUAGUUAUGCGGGAACAGUCUGCAGGGAUUCUCUCUUGCUGCCUCAGUUGCUAGGGGAAGAGACUGGGCCUUAGCAGGAGAUUCCUGCAUUUGCAGGCCAGAGCACUCAUGACUUCAAUGACCUGCUUCUGGCCCUCUAGGUCUACCAGCCACCGUCUCUGCACGUUUCCAAGAGCAGCAGAAAAUGAAUACAUUGCAGGUCUCCAGACUUGUGAAUGAGGUCUACCACGUAUAUAAUCGACAGCAGUAUCCAUUUGUUGCUCUUAACAUUUCUGUUGAUUCAGGUAACUUAAUAAAAAUGCAUGCAGUGGAUUUGGAAAAGCCCGUGGUAGAAAAGCAGGAUCAUUGCCCUUCAUUAGAAGAAAAAAGGGGCGUGUCCAUUUCCAGACUGCGAGAGGCCUUUUCUCUUCAUCACACAACAGAGAACAAGCCUCACAGCCCAAAGACUCCAGAACCAAGAAGGAGCCCUCUAGGACAGAAAAGGAGUAUGCCAUCUUCUUGCACUUCAGAUGCCAUCUCUGACAGAGGUGUCCUGAGACCUCAGAAAGAAGCAGCGAGUUCCAGUCAGGGACCCAGUGACCCUACGGAGAGAUCGGAGGUGGAGAAGGACUCGGGGCACGGCAGCACUUCCGUGGAUUCUGAGGGGUUCAGCAUCCCAGACACAGACAGUCACUGCAGCAGCGAGUGUGCGGCCAGCUCCCCAGGGGACAGGGGCUCGCAGGAACAUGGGGACUCGCUGGAGAAAGCGCCUGAAACUGACGACUCUUUUUCAGAUGUGGACUGCCAUUCAAACCCGGAAGAUACCAGAUGUAAAUUUCGAGUUUUGCCUCAGCCAACUAAUCUCGCAUCCCCAAAAAAGCGUUUUAAAAAAGAAGAAAUUCUUUCCAAUUCUGACAUUCGUCAAAAGUUAGUAAAUACUCAGAACGUGUCAACCUCUCAGGUUGACGUAGCUGUUAAAAUUAAUAAGAUAGUUGUUUCCCUGGACUUUUCUAUGAGUUCUUUAGCUAAACGAAUAAAGCAGUUACAUCAUGAAGCACAGCAAAGUGAAGGUGACCAGAAUUACAGGAAGUUUAGGGCAAAGAUUUGUCCUGGAGAAAAUCAAGCAGCCGAAGAUGAACUAAGAAAAGAGAUAAGUAAAACGAUAUUUGCAGAAAUGGAAAUCAUUGGUCAGUUUAACCUGGGAUUUAUAAUAAUCAAACUGAAUGAGGAUAUCUUCAUAGUGGACCAGCAUGCCACGGAUGAGAAGUAUAACUUCGAGAUGCUGCAACAGCACACCGUGCUCCAGGGGCAGAGGCUCAUAGCGUGAUGAUUGGGACUGCUCUUAACACAAGCGAGAUGAAGAAACUGAUCACCCACAUGGGGGAGAUGGACCACCCCUGGAACUGUCCCCAUGGAAGGCCAACCAUGAGACACAUUGCCAACCUGGGUGUCAUUUCUCAGAACUGACCGUAGUCACUGUAUGGAAUGAUCGGUUGUAUUGCAGACUUUUAUGUUUUGAAAGACAGGGUCUUCACUAACCUUUUUUGUUUUAAAAUGAACCUGCUACUUAAAAAAAAUACACAUCAGACCCAUUUAAAAGUGAUCUUGAGAACCUUUUCAAACCAGAUGGAGCAUUGCUUGCAAAUUUUUUUUUCUCUGUGUUUGCAUGCGCUCGUGUGUGUGUGUCCAGGCAAGAACACGUUUUAUAAAAAUAAGAACACCUGGCUGGGCAUGGUGGCUCAUGCCUGUGAUCGCAGCACUUUGGGAGGCUGAGACAGGUGGAUCACCUGAGAUCAGAAGUUCGAGACCAGCCUGACCAACAUGGAGAAACCCUGCCUCUACUAAAAAUACAAAAUUAGCUAGGUGUGCUGGUGCAUGCCUGUAAUCCCAGCUACUCGGGCAGCUGAGGCAGGAGAAUCGCUUGAACCCAGGAGACGGAGGUUGCAGUGAACCGAGAUUGCGCCACUGCACUCCAGCCUGGGUGAUAGAGCAAGACUCUGUCUCAAAAAAAAAAAAAAAAAAACCACUUUGGAAGUUACUCAGGCCUCUGCUCUGGCUGGACAUAGUUUAGUCUAUAACUUUCAACCCUUAACAAUAAUCAAAUUCAUCUUUGUUUAAUUUCAUAAAUUUAAAAUUAGGGUCCUUUUCAGUUAGUGAUUCUCAGCCCUGAUUCACAUUAAAUUUUUAAACAAGGGGGAUUCUCUGCCCGGCUGGAAGAAAAUGACUGGAUGGGACAGGGGUCACUAUUUGAAACAUUCCUCUGUGCGGCCAAGGUCGCAAAGUGCUGUCCUCGCAGGGGAACAAAAAGAGUUUGAUUUCUCAUAAUUUGUUGCUGUGAUUUGGUUUCCUCAGGGUGUGAACUGUAGAACAUUCCAGUUACUGGCCUUGAAUGGUUCUGGGAAUAUAAGAAUCCCUGUCUGUCUUUUCAAAUAGUUUUCAUGGAACCUUGUCCUGUUUGAACUGGGCUGAAAAUGGAAGUAAAGAUGCCCUCUUGGGGGCCCAGAGAUGACAGAUGUGGCUCCCCCUGCUGCCCCCACCCCUUCCCCAGACUGUGGGCGGCUCCCCUUCCUGCUUUAGAAUCCCUUAGAUGGAGGAGGCAGUACAGUAGUAACUGUGCCAUCGUGUCUGGCACUGUGCUGGCGUGGUCUGCAGGAUCCCACUUAUGAACUCUGCAGAUUGGGAGAUGUGGCAGGAUAACAGCCCCCAAGACAGCUGUGUCCUAAUCCCCAGAACCUGUGACCACGCUGCCUCACGUGGCAGAAGGGACUCGGCAGGUGUGAUUGAGUGAAGGAUUUUUUUUUUUUUCUUUGAGAUGAAGUUUCGCUCUUGUUGCCCAGUCUGGAGUUCAAUAGCAUGAUCUCAGCUCACUACAGCCUCUGCCUCCCGAGUAGCUGGGAUUACAGGUGCCCAGAACCAUACCGGCUAAUUUUUGUAUUUUUAGUAGAGACAGGGUUUCACCAUGUUGACCAGGCUGGUCUCGAACUCCUGACCUCAGGUGAUCCAACCGCCUCAGCCUCCCAAAGUGCUGGGAUUACAGAUGUGAGCCAUCAUGCCUGGCUGAGUUAAGGAUCUUGCAACAGAGAGAUUAUCCUGGAUUGUCUGGGUGGGUCCAGUCCAUUGGAUGAGUCCUUCAAAGGUGGAGACCUUUCCCUGCUGACCAGAGAGAGGCUGCCUUGCUGGUUUUGGAGAUGGAAGGAGGUAGUCAAGGAUUGGAAGCAGCGUCUAGAACAGGGAUUCCAACACUCCGGCCACAGACCAGUAGUGGUCCAUGGCCUAUUAGGAAGCAGGGUGCGCAGCAGGUUAGGGGCCGGCAAGCCAGCGAAGCUUCAUUUGUAUUUAUAGCCACUCCCCGUCGCUGGCGUUACCACCUGAGCUCCGCCUCCUGUCAGAUCAGCGGUGGGCAUUAGAUUCUCAUAGGAGCAGGAACCCUAUUGUGAACUGCACACACGAGGGAUGUAGGUUGCACGCUCCUUGUGAGAAUCUGAUGCCUGAUGAUGUCACUAUCUCCCGUCACCCCCAGAUGGGACUGUCCAGUUGCAGGAAACAAGCUCAGGGCUCCCACUGAGUCUCUAUGAUGGUGAGUUGUAGAAUUCUUUAAUUAUAUGUUACAAUGUAAUAAUAGAAAUAAAGUGCACAAUAAAUGCAA